AUGGAUUUCGAGAACGGUGGCGCCGCCGCGGCGAGGGUCGGGUGCGCGCUGCCGGGUUCCGCUAGCCCCGGAGCGGUCUGUCCCGUUUGCGGCAAGGCCUUCCGCUGGCCGCAGGGCAUGUGGAACCACAUGGAGCUGCACCGGGGGCUCACGGCCUGCGCCGUUUGUGGGGCGUGGUACGUGGGCAAGCCGUGCGCCCUGUGCGGCCGGCCAUUCUUCUCCCGCUCCAGUUUCAAGCAGCACAAGGCGCUGCACCGCGGCGAGACCACGUGCCACGUGUGCGGCAAGGUUUUUGGCCAGAAGCUGGGACUGAAGCGGCACUUUCGCAGGGUGCACGCGCUCGAGCUGUGA
Pollicipes pollicipes is the source of this 351-nucleotide messenger RNA. Its product is annotated as zinc finger protein 728. NCBI's taxonomy places the organism in Eukaryota, Metazoa, Arthropoda, Thecostraca, Pollicipedomorpha, Pollicipedidae. The record is from RefSeq and is a predicted model, not a curated record. Bases 1 to 351 code for a protein of 116 amino acids. Gene Ontology annotation, cellular component: nucleus. Gene Ontology annotation, biological process: regulation of transcription by RNA polymerase II. Gene Ontology annotation, molecular function: RNA polymerase II transcription regulatory region sequence-specific DNA binding; DNA-binding transcription factor activity, RNA polymerase II-specific. The transcript is spliced from 3 exons.